Molecule: messenger RNA, 783 nt
Organism: Rhodamnia argentea
Lineage: Eukaryota; Viridiplantae; Streptophyta; Magnoliopsida; Myrtales; Myrtaceae
Product: histone H3.3
Exons: 4
Coding region: 172-582 (136 amino acids)
Cellular component (GO): nucleosome
Molecular function (GO): structural constituent of chromatin; DNA binding; protein heterodimerization activity
Source: RefSeq, a predicted model, not a curated record
UAUCCUGCUUUCCGAAUUGGCCGACCUUCUCUCUCCAUAUAAAGGCCUUUUUAGUUUAACCGUUUCCUGCGUUCAUCAUCUUGCGGGAGAUUCGAAACCCUAAUUCGGCGAUCGCCUUUUCCCGAUUCCUCUCGUUCCAGGCUUCCGAGACUCGUUCUUGAUUGAGCAAAGAUGGCCCGUACUAAGCAGACUGCUCGCAAAUCUACCGGUGGAAAAGCUCCCAGGAAGCAGCUCGCCACCAAGGCUGCGAGGAAGUCGGCCCCGACCACCGGUGGAGUGAAGAAGCCUCACCGUUACCGCCCAGGGACGGUGGCUCUCCGUGAAAUCAGGAAGUAUCAGAAGAGCACCGAGCUCCUGAUCCGCAAGCUGCCCUUCCAACGCCUUGUUCGUGAAAUCGCUCAGGACUUCAAGACGGACUUGAGGUUCCAGAGUCACGCGGUCCUCGCUCUCCAGGAAGCUGCUGAGGCGUAUCUGGUGGGUCUGUUCGAGGACACCAACUUGUGCGCCAUCCACGCCAAGAGGGUCACCAUCAUGCCCAAGGAUAUCCAGCUCGCGAGGCGAAUCCGGGGUGAACGUGCUUAGAGUUUCCGGUCACAACAUUAUGACUAGGCCCUUUGGUAAUUCGUUUUGAUUCCUGUGCAUAGGUGUCGAGUGUUACCGGUUUGUCUUUUCGUAGUAGGUCUUUGACAAUCGUGUUAUAACCAGUGGACAAUCGUCGCCAUUUGUUGAAAGAACUUUAUGGUUCGAGUAAUAUCAAUUUCUGCAGUUGCUGUUUUCUUCUCU